AGUCUCAGCUGUUACUGCAAGUCCAUUCCUCUACCAUGAGUGUGGAGCAGCUCAAAUCAACAGAUCCACAUGUGCCCUGAGGUGACAGACUGGCUCUGAACAAGUUGAAAUCAUCGCAGAAGGAUAAAGUUCGUCAGUUUAUGAUCUUCACACAAUCUAGUGAAAAAACAGCAGUAAGUUGUCUGUCUCAAAAUGACUGGAAGUUAGAUGUUGCAACAGACAAUUUUUUCCAAAAUCCUGAACUUUAUAUACGAGAGAGUGUAAAAGGAUCAUUGGACAGGAAGAAGUUAGAACAACUGUACAAUAGAUACAAAGAUCCUCAAGAUGAAAAUAAAAUUGGAAUAGAUGGUAUACAACAGUUCUGUGAUGACCUGGCACUCGAUCCAGCCAGCAUUAGUGUGUUGAUCAUUGCGUGGAAGUUCAGAGCAGCAACACAGUGUGAGUUUUCCAAACAGGAGUUCAUGGAUGGGAUGACAGAAUUAGGAUGUGACAGCAUAGAAAAAUUAAAGGCCCAGAUACCCAAGAUGGAACAAGAAUUGAAAGAACCAGGACGAUUUAAGGAUUUUUACCAGUUUACCUUUAAUUUUGCAAAGAAUCCAGGACAAAAAGGAUUAGAUCUAGAAAUGGCCAUUGCCUACUGGAAUUUAGUGCUUAAUGGAAGAUUUAAAUUCUUAGACUUAUGGAAUAAAUUUUUGUUGGAACAUCAUAAACGAUCAAUACCAAAAGAUACUUGGAAUCUUCUUUUAGACUUCAGUACAAUGAUUGCAGAUGACAUGUCUAAUUAUGAUGAAGAAGGAGCAUGGCCUGUUCUUAUUGAUGACUUUGUGGAAUUUGCACGCCCUCAAAUUGCUGGGACAAAAAGUACAACAGUGUAGCACUAAAGGAACCUUCUAGAAUGUACAUAGUCUGUACAAUAAAUACAACGGAAAAUUGCACAGUCAAUUUCUGCUGGCUGGACUGAACUGAAGAUCAAUCCUCACAAUUCAGACUGAGGGUUGUGUCAAAACUUUAAGGAUACAUCUUGGACCAUAUCGUAUUUCAUUCUUCUAAUGGUGGUUUGGGCUUGUCUUCUAGUCUGGGCCGCUCUAAACAUUUAUAAUUCCGACAUUGUGGAUUUCAUCUUAUAUCUGUGGACCAUCCUAGUUUAUUCUCCCAUAAGUCUUAGGAGCUUUAUGGUGAUUAUUUUGAGGUUUCCAUUCUUGCAUAAAGCACAAUGCUGUCUUCAUCAGAAAACAGUUUGGCAUAAGAAUUAAACAUAUGAACAUCACAAACAAAAAACUUCUUAAAUAUAUGCUUUGGGCUAGUUGCAAAGACUAUGCUGAUAGCACUUCCAAUGAGAGUGAUAUAUUUAAGUGUACUGGAUCUCGAAUGGUGUUUUGGUUUGGGGGGAUUUUUUUUUCCCGGGCAAAUCACAUGUAUUGUUGAUGUGAGUAGAGUAACUGAUGUCAAAAUAACCAACAUGAAAAUUUUUUAGGAUAACUUGGUGUGCCUACCAGAAAAAUUUAUUGUGUUUCAGACCCUCGAUUUCAAAAGGUUCCACAGAACUAGUCUGCACUUACCUUACCCGUGUUUAUAUAUAGUUGUCUUAACAGGGAGCUUUUAUUUAGAAAAUGUCUGCAUAAUGUUAGAUUCUACUCCUGUCUACAUUAUGCACUACAUAAUUGGAUUUGAUUAUGAUUUUGAAAUGCUUAUAUGCCUGUCAAAUAAGUUAAACUAUUUAAUUUGUUUUGAAUGUUUUAGAGUGCUACACAAUACAAUAUUCUAAAUUUAGGCAUGAGGGUUUUAUUUUUUUGUUUUGUUUUUGGUUUUUUUUGUCAGCGCACUAUGGAACACAAAUGAAAUUCUCUUAAUUUAUAAGAUAGUAGGAAUUAAAUUUUGAAAAUGGUCGUGAUGAGCCAUGAAGUUCAAUCCUUAUAGGUACUGCUUUCAGACAAAUAGUCCAUUUUUGAUGACUUCUUAUUUUGUUGAAAUUGCUUUAACUGCUAAUCACUGUGGUUGCCAAAUACUUUAGGAGCAAAAAUUUUCAAGCAAGCAUGUACUUGAUGCAAAAUUCCAAUCUGGCUUCUAUUUUUAUAAAUUACUUAGUUUCUUCACCUUUUUUUGUUUUAUUCAAAUAAGCUCAGUUUUCACGUCAAAGCAGAAUUCUUUCUUGUAUGUAUUUUUUUCACUACAAGACCCAUGAACUGCUUUCAUGCUAAAGAUGCUCAUGUCUUUGUUCACUUCCUGACAUGUGAAGGGUUUAUUGCUUUCUUAAACAUUUCUGUAAGGCAAGUAAAAAAAAUGGAAAACUUCAUAAAUUGGAUGACUUUGGUCUCUAGCAGGAAUAGAAUCUGCUUGGUAUAUGUAGGCAACUGUGUCCAGUGUUGAAAUUAUCAAAGGAAUAUACUGCAGAAUAGCAGUACAUUUUCUGUUGAUGUGGAAAUGAUUUUAAGAAACAAUGACAUCGUACUACUACUUUUUAUUUACACAGUUCUGAAAUUGACUAGAAAGCUUUCCCCAUAGAUACUAUAUUAAUAUUCCAAUCAUAACUUUAACUCAAGAAUAUAAUUCUACCAAAAGAAUAUUUUGAAAAUUUCUAUUCAGUUUACUGGAAUUGGUUAUUUAAAAAAAGAAAAAAAGAAAAAAAAGAAGAAUCCUGCUGCUUUCAGUAUUUCCUGACUUCAUAUUUGUAAAUAUAAAGAGGAACUUCAAUUAUGAAAAAUUGAAAAAGAUAUAUAUAUGUACUAUUUUGUUUUUUGUCUUGAAGAUUUUGAGUUAUGGUAUUAUUUUCAGAUUGAUUAAUUCGAGUAUGUUGUGUUUUAAAAUGAGAUCCCAUUAGGUUUUUUUUUGUUUCCCCAAUAGAAAAUUGUUUUCUUAAAAGUCUGAUAUUGGUUCAUGGCUUAGUGCCUUGGGUUUACAGACUUUUCCUUUUAAAUGCAAGACCUUUUUCAACAAAAUAGUGUUUGUCAUCAUUUUGGUACUAAACAUUUAUAAUUACUGUGUAAUUAUAAACAAAAAAUACAUAAAGCUUUGAAUAUAAUUAUGUAGCAUAAAAGUUAAGGUUGUUCACUCUAUGAUGGCAUCUUAGAAUUAAACAAUACUAUUACUAGGGCUGAAAAGAGAAGACUGGUUUAAUGUGGUGUGAUUAUUUUGAAGAUAAAUGUCUGGUUACAGGGAAUAUUUUAUACUAAAACAGUGCUUACACAGAUGGCCAUGUAUGUGUGUGCAUGUGUGAGUUUGUGAGAGAUUGGAGUGAGUUGAAAGAGACACACGUGUUCACGCACACACGCAUGCACACACACAACUUGAAAUGCUUUAAUUCAUUAGUGUUUCAGUCUUCAUUUUGGUAAACUCCCCAGGCGGAUUCUUUGUUUUAAAUUGAACCACAGGUACAGUUUCCUUUUUGCCAAAUGUCAAAACAGGUACACAUUUUAAAGUGUAAUGCUUUUUAAAUAGUAAAGUGUAUAAAAUUAGAAGUGCCCACAUCUAAAAAUACUUGAGAUCAAGAUUAUCCUUAGUGACUAUCAUCUGCGUAUCUCUGUAAGUUCAAUUGUGCUUUUUACAAUCCCUGUCAUAUUACCAACAGAGGCAAUAAAAGCUUCAGUGAAAUUGC
Suricata suricatta (meerkat) is the source of this 3592-nucleotide messenger RNA. It is a transcript of the gene DCUN1D1, whose product is annotated as defective in cullin neddylation 1 domain containing 1. Lineage: Eukaryota; Metazoa; Chordata; Mammalia; Carnivora; Herpestidae. Gene Ontology annotation, biological process: protein neddylation; positive regulation of ubiquitin-protein transferase activity. Gene Ontology annotation, molecular function: ubiquitin-like protein binding; ubiquitin conjugating enzyme binding; cullin family protein binding. The transcript is spliced from 7 exons. The record is from RefSeq and is a predicted model, not a curated record. Gene Ontology annotation, cellular component: ubiquitin ligase complex. Bases 141 to 875 code for a protein of 244 amino acids.